Messenger RNA from Ornithodoros turicata, 2210 nucleotides. RefSeq names its product alpha-N-acetylgalactosaminidase-like. Bases 190 to 1440 code for a protein of 416 amino acids. Gene Ontology annotation, cellular component: cytoplasm. Lineage: Eukaryota; Metazoa; Arthropoda; Arachnida; Ixodida; Argasidae. The transcript is spliced from 9 exons. Gene Ontology annotation, molecular function: alpha-galactosidase activity. Gene Ontology annotation, biological process: glycoside catabolic process; oligosaccharide metabolic process. The record is from RefSeq and is a predicted model, not a curated record.
UCUACCGGUCGUUGCAGCAAUGUUGUGAACAAGAGAUAUACGACAUGGGAUAUACCGCGUUAUCUAACACGUAGAAGACAAAGGUCCAAACACCUCGGGAGGCUGGAUAGUGCGGACAACGAGGCACAAUCUCCUAUUUCAAAAUAUGCGAUAUCAUCGCACACUGAGACGAGACUUCGCGUAGGAAAGAUGCAGUGUAACAUGUUUCCGCGUGUCAUCGUCAUAAUUUUCUUGGCGUCGAAUGUAAGGUGCCUCAACAAUGGCCUCGCCAAGACUCCACCAAUGGGUUGGAAUACGUGGACUCGAUUUCUCUGCAGUGUGGACACCAGUCAAGGUUUGGAUAACACUAUAAGCGAAAAGCUGCUCAUGGAGAUUGCACAGCGGAUGUACUAUGACGGCUACGUGGCAGCUGGUUACGAGUACAUCAUCAUUGAUGACUGUUGGGCCUCGUUUGUCAGAGACAGCGUCUCUAAACGACUCGUGCCCAACAAGGUCCGCUUUCCCGGAGGCAUGGCUAGACUAGCAAAGUUUGUGAACCAAUAUGGCAUCAAGCUGGGCAUCUAUGCCGAUGUCGGGAGUAAGACGUGCGGGGGAUAUCCUGGCAGCCUGGGCUACUACGAUCUGGACGCGAAGACUUUUGCCGACUGGGGCAUCGACUAUGUGAAAGUAGAUGGAUGCAACAUUGACCCUAGGCUAAUGGACAAGGUGUACCCGCAAUUUGGAAAGGCCCUUGCAAAUUCAGGACGAAACAUGGUUUACUCCUGCGAGUGGCCCUUUUACCAAGAACUUGCCGGCAUCAUACCGAAUUACACGUACAUAUCGGAGACAUGCAAUUUAUGGAGAAACUACGGCGACAUGCGAUAUGGAUGGGGCCCGACGCUCGGCAUCAUCCAUUACAUGGCGAUUCUGCAGGACAUCCUUAUCAGCGUUUCUGGGCCGGGAGGUUGGACUGAUCCUGACGUGCUGACAGUUGGAACUUUUGGCAUGACGAGGAAGCAGUACGAGGCUCAAAUGGGCUUCUGGGCCGUUCUGGCAGCUCCGCUGAUCAUGUCGGCAGACCUCCGCAACAUUACCGAUGAAGACAAGGCUAUACUACAGAACAAAUACGUUAUAGCUGUGAACCAGGAUCCGUUGGGCAUCAUGGGCCGGAGGGUGUAUGAUGAACCUUCUGGAAUAGAGAUCUGGCUCCGAUGGGUCGUACCAGUCUCACAUACAGGAGAUAAGUCAGCAGCAAUCCUGAUCUACAAUGGCCGCGGCAUCGGUGGCAUAGUCACCGCAACCUUCGCUCUGUCUCAUUUAAGGAUGCACAAUACUGACGGCUACGUCAUCACCGACCUCUUCGGGGACAACCGGACCAUUGAAACAGCGCUACCAGACCAGCCCAUAAAUGUUGCUGUUGAGCCCCUUAGUGUACGAAUGCUCAAAGCGACUGUAUUGUAGCAGAGCUCGGAAGAAAGGCACUUGGGUUCAAAAGUGCACAGCCGCCCCGAAUAACACUGAAGAUCCUCUAGAUGUACAAAUAGUGGCCUAACGAAUUCGUACGUCCGAUGGGUAUCCGUCGGAUGUAACGAAUCCGGUAGGACAUUAUUCGUACGUCCAGAGGAUAUUCCGUGUUGUUGGGGGAGUGUACUAUGUGUACGUGACACCUUACCACACUUGAAGGAGUGCUUCGUCAUUGUGAGUGCUUUGUUUCUUUUUCUUUCUUUCGUUUUGCGUGACGUUAUCUUUCAUUUUUGCAUCUUAAUCUGAGUGUCUGAUAACAAUGGGUGUGCCAAUGCGUGUGAGUAUUCGUGCGAUUGACUCCGAAUAAUUGACGUAAGCGUCUACGUAUGUUGUGAGGUGAACACAGCAGGUGGGAGACGUGGACUCUCAUAUAUGGCGACGCUUUCAGUGACCAUGUCAGUUUUGCCCAUAUCUGCACGCAGAAAUGGUAUAACAAGGCUGUUUGAUUACCACGACGAUUGGAUGAACUGCGAACUUCAUAAGGCAAACGGCCGUAUAACCACAACGUUAUAUACUCAACCAGCUCCUCCGUAGUGAAGCAUGAAGAGGAGGCAUCAAGCUGACUUUGUUUUUUCACUAGAUGUGUACAGUGUUCCGAUUUCAGUUUAACAUUUGCAGUACUGGGCAGCGGCUGCACUACUAAUUAAGCUACAUAUGUAAUAGCCGGACGCCAAUUGUAUUUUUUCUAUAUAAAAUCACUGAUACUA